This is a messenger RNA of Phytophthora sojae, 1677 nucleotides long. RefSeq lists its product as hypothetical. The record is from RefSeq and is a predicted model, not a curated record. Gene Ontology annotation, molecular function: protein binding. The coding region runs from base 1 to 1677 and encodes 558 amino acids. NCBI's taxonomy places the organism in Eukaryota, Oomycota, Peronosporomycetes, Peronosporales, Peronosporaceae. The transcript has a single exon.
AUGCCCAUUCCCCGCAACGACUUCCUCUUGCUCUGGAAGCUUUCCAGGGCUGGCGACGAAGUCAAAGUCCAAGAGCAGAUCGAGGAGUCCGAUGCCGUGGCGCGCAACCUCGUCAACUUCAAGCACCAUCGCAAAGGCACCACGCCGCUCAUGGAGGCCGCUAAUUGCAGAUGCGGCGAGCCGGUGGUGGCCAAGCUCAUCGCUGCGGGAGCGGAUGUGAACGACGUUGAUGAUACCAGGCUGAAGAACACGGCGCUGCACUAUGCCGCGAUGACGAACCGAGACUCGCUGACAACUGAGACGCUGCUGGAGGCAGGGGCCGAUGCCUUUGCUGUCAAUCGCAAGGGCUUCACCCCUCUCGACAUCGCCCGCCAGAACGGUCGCAAAGUGGUUGGCGCAGUUCUCCUCGAGCACAUGAAGGUGCACGCUGGCUGGCUGUAUCUGCGCGGGAAGUUCCGCUGGAAAAAGCGCUGGGCUGUCGUGCUUGCCUGCAACAAGCAGCGCACGUCCACGGAGCUCUGCAUCUUCCGUCGCCCGGGAGAUCUACGCCCGGAUAUGGUUAUGCUCGUGGACGAGGCUGCUCGGAUGGCACGUUUUCCGUCCACGGACAGCUACUCGUGGCUCCAGCGUGACAACGCGUUCGUCUUCGACAAACCCGUCAUGUGCCACCGCGUAAAGAGACAGAAGUUCACCCGCUCGCCGAUAUGCCGGAAGACGAUGAGUCUGGACGACGUCCAGACCCUCCACUUUGUCUUCGCUGCCGACAGCUUGAACAACCUCGCCCAGUGGCGCCGCGUGCUGCAGAGCUCCAACUUCUACUCGCGCGAGAGCCGAUCGUCACUGUACAGGACGUCGCUGUUCGAGACGCAGAAUGGCGAGCUGUACUACUGGCCGCACGAGCUGGUGGAGAACCUCCGCUCUUCGAUCUUGAGGGAGCAGGAGCAGCAGCAAGAAGAAGCCAACGACCCUCUCUAUCAGCGUCUCCGGGCCACAUUCGAGCAGCGCCAGGCAGACGGAGUCCAGGACGCCCCACGUCAACCAGCACCGGAUCCAUCGCAAGCACCGGCACGAGCUCCAGAGCCCGGCAACGAGGAUUCCGUCAGUGAGCUGCCGCCUAACUUCCAAAGGCGACCUACGCCCGUGCGACGGCCUGAUAUGUCCAGGGUCGUCGACAGCCGCGAGCCCAACCGAGUCCAUUCCACGCCCCAGCACCCAGUGAAGUACGUCGAGGUGCCGUUGGCUGCACAAUCACCGUAUAUUGACGGCCAGCAGACGAACUCCAGUGUCAGCAUCGUCAGCGGCAGCGUGCUUGACACUGCGGGGCCCGAGUUUGCGACGGGCGUCCUCUUAGUGACCGACGACGGGUCACAAGCAUCGCAGCCGCAGGAGAGCUCGAACCAGGAACCACAAGACGAAGGAAACAACAACGAUGAUGACGACGAUGAAGUGAACGAAGAGCAAGAAGAGCGAUCGCAGCCUUCUCAAGCUCAGCAGCCCCAGUCCGGCGACUCGCAGCCUGACCUGUGCGGCAUCUGCGACGUGGCGCGCAGGAACGCCAUUUGCACGCCGUGCGGCCACCAGGCCGGCUGUGCGGGCUGCCUCAAGACCAUCAUGCACACGUCCAAGGCCUGUCCGAUGUGCCGCGCACCCGUGCGCUCCAUUCUAAAGGUCUAUUAG